Molecule: messenger RNA, 5610 nt
Organism: Cryptosporidium muris RN66
Lineage: Eukaryota; Apicomplexa; Conoidasida; Eucoccidiorida; Cryptosporidiidae
Exons: 1
Coding region: 1-5610 (1869 amino acids)
Source: RefSeq, a predicted model, not a curated record
AUGUUUGGCAUAAAAAGUUCAAACUCCAAUUUCUCUUCAUUAAUGCAUUAUUUAUGGACUUUCCUUCUAGUAAUAUGGUUUUUAAUUAACAUUUGGUAUAUAAAAUUUAUUAUUACAGAGGCUUUAUCUAGACAAGACCCUCCAGAACCCAUUCCAAACUUUCAAGAUCUUAAUAUUCAGGAAGAUAGAAGUGAGUUACCCUUAAUACUUUCACUAUUAAGUGGUUCAUUUUUGGAUUAUAAAGUUGAUAUUAGAAGACCAAUUUAUUGUAAAGUUGGUGAUAUUGAUUUGGUUAAUGAGAUAUUAACAAUUCAAGAGGAAAUAAAUGUUGAAGUGGAUAUGUUCUCUAUUCUAUUUCAAUACUUCACUGUGACUAACAAUGGGCUGAGUGAAGUUAUUAGAAUAUUAUAUCAUACUUUUGAUUUAAGUAAUAAUUAUGACUUUUCAUUUAUAAUGCAGCAUUUGUCUAAGAUAACUGAUAUAUCAAGUGAAAAUAUUAAAUUUAUUGAUGAUCUUAAUAGUGAAUUUUCCAAUAUAGUUUUAAAUAUUACAAAAUUGAGCAAUAGAAUAAUUUCUUUACCUUUGGAUAAAAUAGACACGAAUUCUGAAGAUUUAGUGAAUUGUAAGGAGGUUUUAGUUGUACACCAAUAUAAUACUUACAAUACUUGUUUAGUACUUUUAAAUUUCUUAGAUGUAUUAAUGGGAAUUGAACCUAAAAAAGUUGUAUCUGGACCUCUAUUAGAUUAUAAUGAAAUGAUGAUUAGUCUUGGUAAAGUGGUUAGAUAUUACAGAACCUCUAUAUAUGAAAUGUUUAAUAAUAUAUUUGCAUUUGUAUCAAGUUGUAAAAAAAUUCAGUUAUCUAUAUCUUUUCCAGUAUUAGGUUCUGAUAUUUCCAGUGUUUAUUUUCAGUUACCUAAAGCCUUUGUUGACUACUCAGAUAGUAAUAAUCCACUAGAUAUUCCACAAAAUUUAAUUAUCGAGUCAAUUAAUGAAGCUACAUAUAUGAAUACUCCUUUUAAAGUUAAAUGUACAAUGAUGUGGAAUGAUUUAGAAAAUAAAAUUGAUAAUACUAUUAGUAACUUACGUUCAUCAUUAAUAGCUAUUCAGCAAUUAAAAUUACUUAAUUAUGGACAUUCUAAGAUUGAGUUGUAUAACCUCUAUAUUCAGUUAUCUGGAACGAUACUUUCACAAUAUUUAGAUUCUAGCUUGGACUAUGAUGUUUUAUUGCAAAAUUCGUUUAAUCUAUUAUCAUCAUAUCAAUCAAAACGUAUGACUACCUUCUUUUUAGAUUUUAUUACAAGGUUAUAUGAUAUUUCUAAAUCGCAUAUUGAAGAUGUUUAUCAUAUAUUGGAACAUAAAACUUUUCAUAGGGGAGUUGUAUUGAAGGGUAAUUCCCAAUUAGUUGAAUUAACUGUUACAAGAGAAUUCAAAUAUAAAGUAAAGGUAUUGAGAGAAGUUUUUCUUCACUUUUCUCAAAUGUAUUCUAACAGAGCCGUACAUAAUAAUAUAAUCAAGAUAAUGUAUUCUAAACAUAUAUAUACUUCUAUAGCUGCUAAUUUAAAUAUUGAUAUAUCUAAAGAUAUUAUCUUAAAGCAUAUAUCACUAUUUCAUGAGUUAUUUAUUCAGAAAGAGCACUUAUUACGUAUUCAAGAGGAUUAUAAAGUGAAUUAUCAUGAAGAUAUACUCAAUAAUAAUUUGAGUUCUGAUUUGAACCAAAUUGUUGAUGAUUUAUUAAAUUAUAGGAAAACUUUAAUUGAUGAUGAAUGCAAUAAAAUAAGAUCUAUAUUUAAAGACGUUAGAAAUUCAGUGGAAUAUUUUAAAGUAUUAGAUAAAGUAGUUGGUAAUGUUAUUCAUAAAUAUUAUAAAGAAAUUUCUAAAUUGGAUGGAUCAAUUCACAAUCUUAUUGAUAACAUAGACUUAAUAUUAAAUAUAGGCUAUUUAGACCUAGAUAUUUUGAGCAGUAAGACUGGUAUAGUUAGUUUUAUUUCUAGAGGAUAUUGUACAAUUGAAGAUUUAAGAAUUUACUCUUAUAUUAAUUUAUAUAACAAACUCCGUAGCUGUAUUGGAGAAUUUCAAGAAAUAAAUAUUGAUUAUCUUUAUUUUUUUCAAGAAUUGCAACAAAAUGAUUAUAUGGAAUUUGUAAAUUAUCUACAAAAUAAAGAGAGUACUUUAAGAUCAGUUAUUCUUGAUUUACAUGGAAAAUUGAAUAAUAUUGAAAAAAGUCUCAAUAUUAGAGAAAUGUUAAAUCGUAUAAAUCUUUUAAGUUUUUAUUUUGGAAUGGUUAUGAGGCAAAUUCAAUUCAAUGUUGAAUUAAGUAGAGGAAGUUUGGUGCAAAGUCAACUGGAGAUGUUUUAUUUCCUUUUAUUCUCACCAGAAUCUUUGUUAGUAAAAGAAACUCCUUUUUUUAAUAGAAUAUCUCUAUUUAGCCCAACUUUAAAUGAUAAAGUGCAUACAAUAGUUUCAGCCCUCAAUAUCAUCAAAUAUUUCUUAGAAUCAUUUUUCUUAGAUUUAUUCAAUAUUCUUGAAUUUCAAUAUAUUGUUGUAGAAUUUGAACAGUUACAUAAUAUUUUAGAUGAAGUACGGAGUGUAGAGAAAAAAUUAACACAAGAAUUAGUAAAAUCUUAUAAAACUGGUAGGUAUUUAUAUUCCACAAAAUCAGAUGAUGUAAUAUUCGAUAUGCUUCAGACUUCAACUAUGUUAUAUUUAGAAUAUUCCAAAGGUAACUUCUAUUUAUUAAGAUAUUUAACUGAAAUGAAAGAUCCUGAGGAUUUUCAAGAGUUAUUGUAUUUAAUAAGUAAUAUGUUGGAUAGUUUAAAAAUGGUCAAAAUUAGUGGAAUUAACUUGAAAUUAGAUAAUUUAUAUAAAAAUGGAUUGGUUGAAGGUCUUUCUUUUAAACAACACUUAAAUGGAAGGUGGUUUCAAAAAAAUCAUUCAUAUAGCAAAUCUACCUUACCAAGUAAUUGUAAAAUUGCUUAUUUAGAUACAAUUUAUGUUGAUGGAAUUACAGAUAGUAGCACUAAUAUAUAUAAUUGUGUUGUUAUCCAUUGUACUAUUAAUUCUUUAGAUGGUUAUCCGAAAUUUUUGUCUGAUAGAGCCCAAAUACUAGAAGGUAUCUUAUUACCUGAAGAUAUAUACAAUCUUUUGAGUGAUAAUUUCUUAGUACAUGUUAUGGCUAUUGAACCAAGUGUUGAAUUCAGUUCAGCAUAUAUUAAUAUUAUUGAAAGCAAAUUAAUACUAUACUUUAUGUUAUUACCAUUAGAAGAUCUGGUCUACUUUACAAAUAUAAAUAGUUUAGUUCUUUAUCUUGGUGAAAUUGGUCGAUAUUUAACUAAUCUUAUAGAAAAUAGUUUCUCUUUAUUUAUUAAUGGCAAUUCAGAUAUAACUGAAAAUGGAUUUUUGGGGACUCAGAUUAUAUAUAUUUUUAAAUCAAGAUGUAGAUAUCCUAUUAAUAUUUUAGGCAGAUAUUCAGGAUUUAAUGGUGAAUUUCCUGUUGCAAUGGCUGUUAUGGAUCAUGAUGGAUAUAAUCCUACAGAUAUAAAAAAAUUAAAAGAAGUGGCGAUUGCUACUAAUAUUAAAACUAAUAUUAACUUGAAAGCUGUAUGUGUGAAUUUUGUGAAAUAUAAAUAUACAAAUUCGAAUAUAGAGUAUGCAUGGGUUUUAAAUAAACAUAGUCAUUUGUUACAUUUUAUAAUGUUUCAAAGAGCAUUUAUAGAUCUUUUUUUAUUAAAUCAAGCUAUAGAUUCUAUCUUAAUAUAUCCAGUAGCUUUAUCAUAUACUGAGGAAAGACAGUUUGGUACGGUGAGUAAUUUAUUCAGUUCAUUAUUCUCUUUUGAUCAUGACUAUUUAAAGCAUAUAUUUUAUGAUCCGGUACUAGGAUAUCUAUACUUAGAUAUAAGGAAAGGAAAUGUAUAUAGUUAUGAUUCUGCAGAGUCAAUUUUGGAUAAUAUCAAAGCGAGUUUUAAACGUAUUCUUUUUGGAAAUACUAAAAUACGUAAAGUACCUUAUAUGGAACUAGAUAUAAGUAGUAAUAUUAAUCAACUACAAGAUUUACUUAUUAGCCAGACAUUGCCUUUAUAUGCAAGUGCUAGGAGAAAUUAUGAAGCAAAUUUAGUACUUGUUACUCUUAAUGAGAACUUUAGUUUGCAAGAUGCAUUGAAAUAUCGCAUUUUAUUACGUAGCAUUGAUGCUGAGACAAAACUUAUAAUUCGUAAUUCACCUAGUAAAAGUGCUUUACGCAAAAUAUAUGGGAUUAAAAGUGCUUAUCUGGAUGUUGAAGAAUGUAAAUUUAUUUAUUCAGAUCAAUUAGCUGGGAUUACCGAUAUGAUUUUUCGUAAUCUUAUAACUGCUGUUAUUCAACUUCCGGGGAAAGUAUCAAGAGUUAAUAAUUGUCCUGCAUUGAAUGAAUUCUUGAGUGAAAUAUCAAUUGAAGCUAUUAAAACUCAAGAAAUGGCUCCAAUUACAGCAGUACAAUUGCCACCUCUAGCCCAAACAAAUAAGGUACUAAUUGAUAAUCAACCAUAUGAAGUUCUCCUUUAUAAUGAAGAUAAUGUCUUCAAAAUUUCCUUAUUAUAUUUAAAUGAACAAAAGAAUGGAAGGAAAUAUAUAUUUAUGGCUCAUCAAAGUUAUACUUUACAAGAUUAUUCUAAUCUUGAACUAUCAGACUUUGUUCAUAUAUAUGAUUGUGUACGGAAUAUUGUAAUGGUGAAUAGUGAAACUCUCAUAAGAAUAUUUUAUAAUGAAGUUCAACGAGACGAUGUAUUACGUAUUAUUCCACUUUUGAUGGGAUUUUAUACUGGUUAUGGGAUUAGUCUUGUAGAAAAUAAUAAUGAAUAUUUUAUUGACUAUGACUUAUGCAUAAACGGUGAUUGCAGAUAUUUUAGAGUAUUUAGAUACUUGACAUGUAAUAUAUAUGAGACUCUUUUAUUAUAUCAAAGAUAUUUGAAUGAGGCUGAUGAUGAAUUAGUACUCAUUGUACCAUAUGGUGAAAGGCCAAAUAUAUACUUUGCUGGGUUCAAUGUUGUCACUCGUUUUGGUGGUGCAUUCAUGUUUAGAAGUGCUAGUGGCUUAGAACUUCACUAUGAUCCUCAGCAAUUUGAUUCUGCAUGUAAUUUUGCUUUACAAUUUUACAAAAAAAACCCGGAUUUAGAAAUCAAAAUGAUAUGUUAUGAUUUAAAUAUAGAUGAUCUAACUAUUCCACUAGGUGCUACUACAUGCCCAGUGGGUCCAUUAACUGGUACUGAGAUCCAACCUUGUUAUGCUUCCGGAAGGAGGGUCAAUGUUGACGAUGAAGGUAAUAUACUGUUAGUAACAAUUUAUGAAGGAUUUGAGCUUGAUGCAAUUCAUGAAAUUCUAAAUAUAAAGUUAAGUGGAUUACCUGUCAGAUAUACUUUCGAAGGUCAAGUCGAAAGUCAAGGAACUUCAGUUAAAGGUACCUGGGUAGAUAUUGAGGGAUUACUCGAUAUUCGUGAUGAUCUGAAAUUAAUCACUAUUAAAACUACUCCAAAUCCUAAGUCGCAUAUACUAGCCAAUAAAGUAAAAGAACUAAUAAAACUCCUUAAUAGCUCUUACACGGUCAAUAUUAUUGAUCGUUUUAAUAUUAAAAUCAAUUGA